GGACUAUCACCCAUCAGCAGUGAUGCUGCUUUUUGGUUUGUGAUUGUUACAAGUGUCUGUGUUACCAACAAAAUUAAUCAUGGAUUUGAUAAAUUGUCUAAGGAUUGCGCUUUUGAUGCACGUGAUAGCAAUUUCUGAAAGUCGGAUUAGAAGAAAACCGAAACCAGCGGAAACUCAAAAUGAGGAGGCGAGUGGAAAAAUAUCGCAAAUACAAAAUCAACAGCCGAUUGCGAAUUACGACGAUUAUUCAUCUGAAUACGACUAUACUGAUGAAUACGACGAACACGCGUCAACGGAAUCUAGACCUCGCGAAAAUGGUAUCACAACUCCCCAGCCUCCAGACGAACGUCCAAUAAAUGAGUUUACGACCGAAAGAUUUUCACAGCCAGACAACGAGCGUCCCACCCCAUCUUUGCUAAUUCCAACUGGAACCGUAGACAUCCACAUUUUACACCCCACAAAACCGCCAACUGAUAGUCACGUGGGGCCCUACAGCUGUCAACACAAUGGAAAAUUAUACCGUGAUGAGGAAAAAUGGAGCGUUAACUUUUGCACAAAUUGUACAUGUGUACGAGGAAGCGUGGAAUGUAAAACUGAUGAGGACUGCAAUAAGGGCAUUAGACCAACUCGAGAACCUCAAGGUUUCGAUAUUGGCGCCGUUCCAGGACCUCGUGGUGAAAUAGGAUAUCCGGGAGAAGCUGGACGGCCCGGAGAGUCGGGAGCGCCUGGAUCUCCGGGCACUCCAGGAGUUCCCGGUCUGCCAGGUCCUCCGGGUCCCCCUCCAGACCUCACAGCAUAUUACCAACAAUUGGCCCUUUCGCAAGGGAGUCAAGACAAAGGACCGAGUUUCCCGGUUGAGCCAUUUCAGUAUUUACAAGCACAGGUUGGACCGAUAGGUCCUAGAGGUCCCCCUGGUCCGUCUGGAUUAACAGGACCUCAAGGUUUUCAAGGAACGAGAGGAGAGCCGGGUGAAGGGGGACCCCAAGGACCGCCGGGGCCACCCGGACCGAGAGGAUUACCCGGCCCUCCGGGAAAAGAUGGAGCUCCUGGAGAGGAUGGUGAAGCAGGUCAACCGGGUGCAAGUGGUCCUCCUGGACCCAGAGGAUUGCCGGGAAUGCCAGGUUUACCAGGUGUCAAGGGCCAUCGAGGAUUUCCUGGACUCGAUGGGGUUAAAGGGGAACAGGGACCUGCUGGUGAAAAAGGAAUUCCAGGAAAUCCAGGACCCGUUGGACCUACUGGUCCUGUGGGGCCUUCAGGGCCUAGAGGUGAACGAGGAAGAGAGGGUCCUCAAGGAUCACCGGGGUUACGAGGGAUGGAUGGCAUUGCUGGACCACCAGGACUCUCUGGUGAAAUGGGCAAGCCUGGUCCUCCAGGAUUUCCCGGAAUACCAGGUGCUAAAGGCGAUCACGGAAGCCAAGGUCCCAAAGGAAGUCAAGGAUUACAAGGGCCGCGGGGGGAAUCAGGCCGUCCCGGACAACCUGGAGAAACCGGGCUUCCGGGAAUUCCCGGAAAAGAUGGCUCUCCCGGAGAGAAAGGCAACCCAGGAGCGCCUGGUAUAUCAGGUCCUCCAGGAUUCCCCGGUGUUCGCGGACUUCCGGGAAUAAACGGUAGUCCAGGACAACCGGGAGUGAAAGGCAAUCAAGGUAGUCCGGGUGUACCGGGAUUCAAAGGAGAGAGCGGAACUAAAGGAGAAGCCGGUGCCCCUGGUCCUAGAGGAUUACCUGGAGUUCCCGGUUCGGAAGGAAAACGCGGAAAAAGAGGAAUGAGAGGCCCACCCGGAUCUGCAGGUCCACCUGGAGAGAGAGGAAUGCCUGGAGCAAGAGGGCUUCCCGGUCCGGAUGGAGCAGUCGGACCGAAAGGCCAAACAGGUGAUAGAGGCGCUGCAGGACCUCCGGGACCCAAAGGAUCCCUCGGUGAACCUGGAAGACCUGGAGCUGUGGGACCUCAGGGUUUACGAGGAUUAACGGGUAGGCCUGGUCCCCAAGGAAGAUCGGGACCUCCGGGUGAAAGAGGAGUGCCAGGUGCGGACGGAAAACCGGGAGAAACUGGACCACAAGGUCUUCAAGGUCUCCCGGGACCUUUAGGACCGCCAGGUGACAAGGGAUUGCAAGGAGAGACGGGGAAAGAUGGCGAACCGGGGCUACCGGGACCACCAGGACCACGUGGUGAUAAUGGUAAAGAUGGAGUGAUGGGACCUCAAGGACCGCCAGGACCUCCAGGAGUGGAUGGUGAGAGAGGACCACCUGGUGUUACUGGUCCUAGAGGCUUUCAAGGUUUACCGGGAGCACCGGGAAAUCAAGGAAUGCCUGGAAAAGAUGGCGAACCGGGAUUGCAAGGACCACCGGGAGUUCCUGGAAAUAUUGGGCCUCGAGGCGAAAGAGGAUUUCCCGGUGAAAGAGGACCGGUUGGACAACCGGGAACACCGGGUCUGAAGGGUAAUGUCGGAUCACCAGGUCCAGAUGGUAUUCAAGGCCCACCGGGGCCUCCGGGCAAUAAAGGACAUUCAGGGGCACCAGGUUUAGUCGGUUUACCUGGAUUGCGAGGACAGCCUGGUCCUCAAGGAGAGAAAGGCGAAAGGGGAUCAUUCGGUCCUAUAGGUCCCGAAGGACCACCUGGUCGACAAGGUGAAAGAGGCCAACAAGGGCUAAUGGGUCCACCAGGACCUCCCGGUGAACCUGCAGAAAGAGGCGAACCAGGUCCUCCUGGCUUACCCGGUGAAUCAGGAGCUCCAGGUGCCCCUGGCGAGAGAGGCCCUGUUGGUUCUCCAGGCUUACAGGGUUUCCCCGGACCUCAAGGAUUAAUUGGUUUGCCUGGAUUAAAAGGCGAUAGAGGAAUACCGGGAUUAAAAGGAAUGCAAGGAAGCCCAGGGCAUGUCGGUAAACCGGGAGAACAAGGACCACAAGGGCCAAUCGGUUUAACGGGUGCAAAAGGUGCUCGUGGAGAAGCAGGACCACGAGGAGACGCAGGAUUAAUGGGACCUCCAGGUCGUCCGGGAGAUUCAGGUCCACCAGGUCAUCCCGGAAAUGCUGGCCCACCGGGUCCAGCAGGAUUGCCUGGAAUCAAAGGCGCUUCGGGCGAUGCUGGGAAAAUGGGACUUCCUGGACCACAAGGCUUACCAGGUCCACCUGGAUUAGAAGGACUAAAAGGCGAAACGGGAGCUGAAGGAGCUGUAGGACCGCCAGGACCUCAAGGACCGGCUGGUUUGUCAGGUGAUAGAGGUUUACCGGGACUUCCCGGUCCUCCGGGAUCACCAGGAAUGAGAGGAAUGAGAGGAGCACCUGGCGAAGUGGGUACUCCCGGAAAACCCGGAAGUGAAGGCGCUCAAGGUCCACCGGGAUUAACUGGACCUCCAGGACCACCUGGUCCUACCGGAGAACAAGGUCCAGAGGGACCUACGGGAAAACCCGGAAUGCCAGGUGUGGUAGGAAGAACAGGAGAUAAAGGCCCUGUAGGACCAACAGGUCCUCCUGGUCCUUCGGGCUCUCCAGGCUUACCGGGUCCUCCAGGCCCACUUGGUCCCAUCGGAUUAUCAGGCGAGAGGGGUCCCCGGGGAGAAACCGGCCCUCAGGGGUCUGAAGGUCCCCCAGGUGAAAGAGGAAAACCAGGAGUCCCUGGGUUAGAGGGCAAAAAAGGAGACCGCGGCGAGCCAGGACCAGCAGGCUCCAAAGGCCAUCGCGGUUUAAUCGGCCUUCAAGGCCUUCCGGGUUCUCCAGGUCUUCCCGGCGAAAAAGGCUCACCGGGGAAUCCCGGACCACCUGGCAAAGACGGCGAAACCGGCCCCAGGGGACCGCCAGGAAGAGACGGAAGUCCUGGACCACAAGGAGUCCCUGGUCUCGUAGGGCCCCGCGGCAGUAACGGAAACGACGGCAAAAAUGGCCCAGCCGGUCCUCCGGGUCCCCCAGGCCCACCUGGACCUCCAGGAGAUGGCCUAGGUUACGAUGCAGCCAGUUUAGCAGCGCUACUAGCCCAAGGACAGGUGAAUAACCAGAAAGGACCGGAUCCACUCGGUGACGAGCCUGCUAGAAUUUUCGGAAAAUCGAUGUCUGAACAACAACGCAGAGAAUUCGUAAUUAAGGCCUACGAGCAGUUGAAGACCUCUUUCGAGAAGUUUAAGAAACCAAAUGGGGAGAAGAAUAAUCCAGGUACCACUUGCAAAGACAUUGCGAAUGCUUAUCCGGAAUUGAAAAGCGGGCAAUAUUGGGUCGAUCCGAAUGAAGGUGAUCCCAAGGAUGCGAUUCUAGUUUACUGUGAUAUGGAGCAGAAAAGUACUUGUAUUGUGCCAAAGCCGGAAAAAUCACCCGAAAUUUAUCACAAGGGAAAAGAAUCGGAAAUAUGGUUAGGGGAAAUUAAAGGCGGCUUAAAGAUUUCCUACAAAGCGCACAGCAAUCAAAUCGGAUUUCUACAACUCCUGUCUUCACACGCCCAACAAAACAUUACUUUUAACUGCAAAAAUACAGCAGCUUACUAUGACGCUGCGAGACACACGUACAAAAAAGGGAUAAAACUAAUGGCUUGGAAUGACGUGGAGUUAACUCCCAGAGGUAAUGCCCGAUUGAGAUAUGAAGCACUAGUCGAUGAGUGCAGAUUUCAUACAGACACAUGGGCCAAAUCAGUAUUGUCUUACAAAACAGAUAAGACAACAAGACUACCAGUUGUAGAUGUGGCAAUCAGAGAUAUAGGAAGACCGAACCAGGGGUUUUCAGUCGAAGUUGGACAUGUUUGCUUUUCUUAAGGACUUACACACAACACUUACAUUUCACUGCCACUGUAUAUAGAAGAGUAUCUUAAAUGUUGUAAAAUUUUAUAUUUUCUAUUGAUUUUCAUAAGGUGCUAUACAAAAAUGUAUUUUAAUAUAAUUUAGAUUAAAGAAUAAAUUCUUGAU
This is a messenger RNA of Tribolium madens (black flour beetle), 4882 nucleotides long. RefSeq names its product collagen alpha-1(I) chain-like. The transcript has 11 exons. NCBI's taxonomy places the organism in Eukaryota, Metazoa, Arthropoda, Insecta, Coleoptera, Tenebrionidae. The record is from RefSeq and is a predicted model, not a curated record. The coding region runs from base 80 to 4732 and encodes 1550 amino acids. Gene Ontology annotation, molecular function: extracellular matrix structural constituent; protein binding.